AUGGCCACCCUGCUCCGCAGCAAGCUGACCAACGUGGCCACGUCCGUGUCCAACAAGUCCCAGGCCAAGGUGAGCGGCAUGUUCGCCAGGAUGGGUUUCCAGGCGGCCACCGACGAAGAGGCGGUGGGGUUCGCGCACUGCGAUGACCUGGACUUCGAGCACCGACAGGGCCUGCAGAUGGAUAUCUUGAAAACCGAGGGCGAGCCCUGCGGAGAGGAGGGCGCCGAGCCGCCCGUCGAGGGAGACAUCCAUUACCAGCGCGGCGACGGCGCGCCCCUGCCGCCCUCGAGCUCCAAGGACCAGGCCGUGGGGGCUGGUGGCGAGUUCGGGGGCCACGACAAGCCCAAGAUCACCGCGUGGGAGGCGGGCUGGAACGUGACCNUCGCUCCGCAGGGCAUGUUCGUGCUGGGCCUGCCCUACGCGAUCCUGCACGGCGGCUACCUGGGGCUGUUCCUCAUCAUCUUCGCCGCCGUGGUGUGCUGCUACACCGGCAAGAUCCUCAUCGCCUGCCUGUACGAGGAGAACGAAGACGGCGAGGUGGUGCGCGUGCGGGACUCCUACGUGGCCAUCGCCAACGCGUGCUGCGCGCCGCGCUUCCCCACGCUGGGCGGCCGCGUGGUCAACGUGGCGCAGAUCAUCGAGCUGGUGAUGACCUGCAUCCUGUACGUGGUGGUGAGCGGCAACCUCAUGUACAACAGCUUCCCCGGGCUGCCCGUGUCGCAGAAGUCCUGGUCGAUCAUCGCCACGGCCCUGCUGCUGCCCUGCGCCUUCCUCAAGAACCUCAAGGCCGUGUCCAAGUUCAGCCUGCUGUGCACGCUGGCCCACUUCGUCAUCAACAUCCUGGUCAUCGCCUACUGCCUCUCGCGGGCGCGCGACUGGGCCUGGGAGAAGGUCAAGUUCUACAUCGACGUCAAGAAGUUUCCCAUCUCCAUUGGCAUCAUCGUGUUCAGCUACACGUCGCAGAUCUUCCUGCCCUCGCUGGAGGGCAACAUGCAGCAGCCCAGCGAGUUCCACUGCAUGAUGAACUGGACGCACAUCGCCGCCUGCGUGCUCAAGGGCCUCUUCGCGCUGGUCGCCUACCUCACCUGGGCCGACGAGACCAAGGAGGUCAUCACGGAUAACCUGCCCGGCUCCAUCCGCGCGGUGGUCAACAUCUUCCUGGUGGCCAAGGCGCUGCUGUCCUACCCGCUGCCCUUCUUCGCCGCCGUCGAGGUGCUGGAGAAGUCGCUGUUCCAGGAGGGCAGCCGCGCCUUCUUCCCCGCCUGCUACGGCGGCGACGGCCGCCUCAAGUCCUGGGGGCUGACGCUGCGCUGCGCGCUGGUGGUCUUCACGCUGCUCAUGGCCAUCUACGUGCCGCACUUCGCGCUGCUCAUGGGCCUCACCGGCAGCCUCACGGGCGCCGGCCUCUGCUUCCUGCUGCCCAGCCUUUUCCACCUGCGCCUGCUCUGGCGCAAGCUGUUGUGGCACCAAGUCUUCUUCGACGUCGCCAUCUUCGUCAUCGGCGGCAUCUGCAGCGUGUCCGGCUUCGUGCACUCGCUCGAGGGCCUCAUCGAGGCCUACCGAACCAACGCCGAGGACUAG
This is a messenger RNA of Miniopterus natalensis, 1581 nucleotides long. NCBI's taxonomy places the organism in Eukaryota, Metazoa, Chordata, Mammalia, Chiroptera, Miniopteridae. The record is from RefSeq and is a predicted model, not a curated record.